Schistosoma curassoni is the source of this 716-nucleotide messenger RNA. The record is from the annotation of a GenBank genome assembly. Lineage: Eukaryota; Metazoa; Platyhelminthes; Trematoda; Strigeidida; Schistosomatidae.
UGAGUCCCGAGCGGCUAUUUCAACUACUGGGCUACUAGGUGUGGUGUCUUCUGCAUCUUUAUGAACCUCACCGAACUUUCCAAGUGGCUUCCCUUUUAAUGGCUGUUAAUUCCGUUAUCCCAUCAGAACUACGUCAAUUAAGAGCUUGCUUAUUAUGUGGUCUAGUGAAAACUCUUAACCAAUUUCAACUAAACGGAUGCGAAAACUGUGAGGACUUUCUAAAGAUGCAAGGAGACCGAGAAAAGGUAUACGAAUGUUCUUCUGCUAACUUUGAUGGUUUACUUGCUAUGAUGUCACCAAACGACAGUUGGGUUGCAAGAUGGCAGAUGAUUGAUAAACUUACGCCGGGUGUUUAUGCAAUCAGUGUCUACGGAUCUCUUCCUAGUGACAUAGUGCACUAUUUACGAAGCAAAGGGAUUUCUUAUCGAUCACUAGACAAAAGUGGUAAAUAGUACCUUCCUCUGCUACAUGCAUUCAGCGACGUGGACAUUGGAUGACGUCUAUUGAACUUCUUCAGACAAAACCUUUUUAUGAGAUCAACCUACCAGUUAUCUUCAUGUACAAAGUAUUUUCUCGAAAAAAGCAAGAUCAAACUGUAAAAAUACACCAUUCUUCUGAACAACUGCCUUAUGCUAUUAGCAAUUAAACCUUUGCUUAGUAAGUUUGACUUUUCUAUAAAAACCUGCUUUUUUGUUGUUCAAGUUAGUUAAACGCAG